Molecule: messenger RNA, 801 nt
Organism: Pimephales promelas (fathead minnow)
Lineage: Eukaryota; Metazoa; Chordata; Actinopteri; Cypriniformes; Leuciscidae
Gene: sdhaf2
Product: succinate dehydrogenase complex assembly factor 2
Biological process (GO): mitochondrial respiratory chain complex II assembly; tricarboxylic acid cycle; mitochondrial electron transport, succinate to ubiquinone
Cellular component (GO): mitochondrion
Source: RefSeq, a predicted model, not a curated record
CGUUUCCUGUUCUUCUGUUGUGAAACAGUUGCAUAAACUCUCCUUCAAAAUAAAACAUUGUCACAUUGUCAGCCAAGCAAGCACUUGAUCAGUCACACAUUACACAAGAUACUUCACGAUAACAUGUUUUCAGCAGCUAUUGCAAGAAAGGUGGUUAGUUCGGUUUGCCGAGCAUCACUGCGUCCAGCUGCUGGCACAGUGAUUUCUCGGGAUUACCGAGGUGAUGCCCCAGAGCCAAACCUCAUUGAGAUCCCACUGCCACCAUGGGAGGAGAGGACAGGCGAGUCCCUGGAGAUCAAGAAGAAAAGACUCCUGUAUGAGAGCCGCAAGAGAGGCAUGCUGGAGAACUGCAUUCUUCUGAGCCUUUUUGCAAAGCGGUACCUGAAUACAAUGAGUGAAUCCCAGCUAAAGCAGUAUGACAGACUCAUCAAUGAACCCAGCAAUGACUGGGACAUCUACUAUUGGGCUACAGAUGCUCAGCCGACACCUGAUGUGUACCAGGGCGAGGUGAUGGACAUGCUCAAAGAGUUUGCCAAGAACAAGGACAUGGAGCAGCGUCUAGAUGCCCCUAAUCUUGAUUAUCUGGACAAGAGCAGCUAAAACUCAGCCUUCUGCCAGAGACUGUCAUAGAAAACCAAAACUGAGCUUAUAAAAGCACCCAAGACUCUACAGAAAUCAUAUAUAUAUGAUAUAUAUACAGUAAUUUAACACACACAUACACGCAUAAAUUAUACAUAUAAACGCUGUACAGUGACUGUGAUGUGAAAAUAGCAUUGUAUUAAAGUUUGUUCUUAUCGAUGA